Betta splendens (Siamese fighting fish) is the source of this 1732-nucleotide messenger RNA. Its product is annotated as phenylethanolamine N-methyltransferase. Lineage: Eukaryota; Metazoa; Chordata; Actinopteri; Anabantiformes; Osphronemidae. The record is from RefSeq and is a predicted model, not a curated record. The transcript is spliced from 3 exons. Bases 1 to 975 code for a protein of 324 amino acids. Gene Ontology annotation, molecular function: phenylethanolamine N-methyltransferase activity. Gene Ontology annotation, cellular component: cytosol.
AUGCUAUCAGGCUCAAAAAAACGCCCGCUAUCGCGCUAUCGGACCAUGAAACUCAGUAGCCCAAAGCGCAGACUUACACACGAUGGUGAAGAUACAGCAGCGCGCAGGUAUAAAAGGCCUCUGUGGGGGCGGAGGCCACCAAACCAAAAGGCAAUGGGAGAAAAGGCGGCAGAGAACGGCAUCGCGGCCAUGGCAGCCUGCUACCAGAGGUUCGACCCGGCGUCGUACCUGAAGUACAACUACACGCCGCCGCGGGCCGAUUUCGGCAGAGACGACAGCAUCGUGCCCUGGAAACUGGCGCGUCUGCACAGGGCCUUCACAGAAGGUGAUGUGCGCGGCGACCUGUUGGUGGACGUGGGCUCGGGUCCCACGCUGUACCAGGUGCUGAGCGGCUGCGAGGUCUUCAGCAAGGUGAUCCUCACGGACUUCCUGGAGGUCAACCGGCAGGAGCUGAGGCGCUGGCUCCGGGACGAGGGCGGCUGCAGCCUGGACUGGACGCCGUACCUGCAGUACGUGUGUCAGCUGGAAGGACGACGGCCGUCAGCAUGGACAGAGAAAGCCGCAAAGCUGCGCCAGGUCGUCCAGGACGUGCUCCCCAUCGACGUGCACUGCCCGCAGCCCGUCGCCCCCCACGGCCUUCCUGCUGCGGGGGCGGACUGCCUGGUGUCCACCUUCUGCCUGGAGAGCGUCAGUCCCGACCUGGCGGCCUUCACCAGGGCCCUGGGCCACGUCGGCAGCCUCCUGCGGCCCGGCGGCCACCUGCUGCUCAUCGGAGCCCUGGGCGAGAGCUACUACCUGGGGGGCCCCGGGGUGAAGAUCCCCGUGGUCCCGCUGAACGAGGCCCAGGUCUGUGCCAGUUUGGUGGAGAGCGGCUACACCCUGAUCCGGCUGGAGGUCUACACGCUGCCCCAGGACAUGAGGGUGGGCGUCGACGACGUGAGCGGGGUGUUUUUCGUGAAAGCAAAGAAGCUCUAAAAAGUGCAGAUGAUAGACAGAGGUUAGUAAAGAUUCAAGUAAAAAUAGUGAUAUUAGUCAUAACGCCCACACAUAAUCAGCUUUUAGGUGAGUUUGUAUUUUAUUUUUUUUUAUUUUAUUUUUAUUAUUUUAAAAUUUUAUUUUUACAAUGACAACAGUGAAUUUGUAAAAUACUCUAUUUUAUUUAGGAUUUUCUUCUAGCGGUUAGAAUUUCUUUCCUUAUUAACUGUUCCUUUUUUUUUGUCGACAGCAUAUGACUCAUAUAACAUGUAACCUUAUAAACCGUCGCCUCCUGCAGUUCAAACACAGCAAUCACAGCAUCAAGAAUGUAAAGCUUCAAUUUCUGCUUUAAGCACAUCCUAUACUAUAAAAUGAUGACGAUGACAAGAUAUUAAUAAGCGCUAUAUUUUCAUAAACAACUUCUCUGCUCUGUUUUAUAAUGCGUGAUAAUACUGAAUGCCUGUACUAGAGUUCAUAUAAAAUCAUUAUUGCUAUUAAAAUACAGGAUACAGCAAAAGCUUGGAAGAUUUAAAAACUACAAUUUUACGGGUUGAAUCAAAAAAAUUGCUGUGAAAAAAAUAUUUUUUAAAUAAUCAUUUUGAAAUAAAGAAUAUGACGAAUAAUUACAAGUAGUGGCCACUAGGGGGCAGUAAGAGGUAGAAUAUCAGCUUCAAACUCACAUGCACUUUGUCACUUGCUAACUCUGCGUUGACUAAUAUGCUGGUGUUUUAUUCUGUCUCUUCCUAAAUAAAGAUGC